GAAGUGAAAUGUGUUUACAUUUUGCGUAGCAGACAGCAGAUUGAUGUUAAUAACGAUUUUCUUAAUCAAGUGUUUAAUUAUUUGUCAAUGACAGCACAAAAUGGUUGAACCAAUAUUUGACUUUCAGUUUAGACUCAUUCUUAUAGGAGACAGCACUGUAGGAAAAUCUUCAUUAUUGAAAUAUUUCACAGAUGGCAAAUUCUCAGAACUUUGUGAUCCCACGGUUGGGGUAGACUUUUUCGCACGGCUUAUUGAAGUAAAGAACGGGAUCAGAGUGAAAUUACAGCUUUGGGAUACAGCUGGACAAGAGAGAUUUAGAUCAAUUACAAGAUCGUAUUACAGAAACUCAGUGGGAGUCUUGAUUGUGUUUGACAUUACUAAAAGACAAAGCUUUGAGAACAUAACUGGCUGGCUGGCAGAGGCUAAAUUUCAUAUAGAACCACAUCAGGCAGUAUACAUGAUUGUUGGACACAAAGCUGACUGUGAAUCAGAGAGACAAGUGUCAUCUAGAGAAGCCUCACAAUUUGCACAAUUAAAUGGAUUGAAAUAUAUUGAAACUUCUGCAAGGAAUGGGCAGAAUGUGGAAGAAGCAUUCCAGAUACUGGCAAAAGAUGUGUACAAGUUAUUGGAGGAAGGGAGGGUAAAAAUGCAAGAGGGGUGGGAUGGUAUAAAACCAGGAUUUAGCAGAGGGGAGGAAAAUGUGCAUCACCUUGAAGAAGAGGAGACAGAGAAGAGUAAAUGCUGCUAAAUGAUUGUCAUCUUAACAAUAAGUUUUUUCGUCAACCUCAAGUUCACCAAGAUCACAAAACAAGGGUCUGCAUUCAAAGGAGAGGUCAUCCUACUUUCCAGAUUUUUGGAAGUAUAGAAUGACUCAAGUCUUUACUACUAAAUCAGAGUUUUUAAAAGGAGUUAAUCAGAAGUACUAAUUUUAAUCAAACUAUAAAACAGGUCUGCUUGUCAAACUGUUAGAACAAAUGUCCGAAAUUCAGAACAAACUAGCUAUUACCAGUACAAAGAAAUGUAAGGAUGUUAAUUAAAUUGUUAGCCUCAUAAGGCCUAUAAGUGUUUGCUUAGGGUAACCAAACCCUACAUAGCAUAAAAUUCCACACUGCAGAUUUUUUCCCCAAAGAAAAUUAUCAAAAGAGGGGGAUAAAUGCAAAAUUUAAUGGACUGUUCAGUUUGUCAGUACAAUCUCCUUUGUUUUCUAUCACAAUUUAAGUUUCUUACCUUCGUAACAGAAAUGUUUCUGAUGUUCUAAAAGAAAAAAAAACCCCUACCUACAACUUUUGGGGGUAUUUUAACCCAAAACAAACAUUUUUAGGCCUAAACUAAGUAUGUCUGAUUUGUGCUGAACAAUAAAAAAAUGCAUUUUAUGUAGACUUUUUAAUACUUACUGUUGUAGCAAGCACCCUCUUGGUGAUACGUUUCUAUGUGUUAAGGUUAGAAUAUAGAUCUAUGGCACAUUAACUAGUCAGUCAUAUUGCUGUGUAACUGCACUUGUAUGGCUGAAAAUCACUUUCCAUCAGAAGUCAUAACAUGGUGUGUUCUUCCAAAUCAUCACAAGUCAGUUUUUAGCGUGAAAAAUCUUAGUUGUGCACUUAACCUUUAGCCUGUUAGUGGUGAGUAAUUUUUUGCCUUUGCAACCAGUGCAGACCAAGAUCAGCCUGUUUGCUAUUCAGUCAGUAAAUUUAAAGUGAACACUCCUUUGAAUAAGAAGUGGUACUGCCGAGAUUGAAUGAUGGACCAGUACAUUUUAGAAAUUUAGCAGGGUAAAGGUUAAAUUACAUUGUACUUUACUUUAUUUCAUUAUCUGUGAAAAUACUGAAGUCUAUAACUCCUUUGAAAGCUGCAAAAUGAUAACAUUACAAAACCAUGAAUGUUCAUUUCUUGGAAAUGCAUUCUUCCAAAAAAAAAAACUUUAUCUUAUAAUGAAAAAGUUUCAGUGACCUUAUUUUCCUCCUGUUCAAAUGGAUUGGAUUACAAACACUAUUGAGUAGGAAAUACAGUAUAACAUUAUAUGAGCUAUAUUAUCACAUCAUGAACUGAUGAUUAAAAAGGAAAAGAAUUAUUGAUCUGUGGUUUUCUCGAACACAGUUUGUAUCACUUUAAGGCACUUAAAAGUAUAUGAGACUUUUUGUAGAUUUAGAUUUUUGCCAGUCUUGAAAAGUAACUUAACCAUUAGCCUGCUGGCAAGUGAUUCUGUCUUUGCGAGCAGUGCAGACCAAGAUCAACCUGCACAUCUGUGCAGUCUGAUCAUGGUCUACACUGUUUGCCAUUCAGUCGGUUUAUUUUUGGAAAGCACCCCUUUUAACAGUUAACGGUACUGUCCAAAUUGAAACAUGGACAAGUUCAUUAUAGAAAUUUAGCAGGGUAAGGGUUAAACUGACAUACAAGAUUUUUUUAAACAACAGUGAUGAUACAUUGUCUUUUUCUUUAGGUUGAGAAGUUAUACUCGUUCCAUUUUAAUGAGAGGGAAGCUUUCAUCAGUCAGUUUCAUACAGUCGUGUACAUGUAAUCAUUGUUUAGUCAAUUCAUCAUUAGAAAACAUCAGGUUUGUUUAAAUUUAGGCUAGAAUAUUUUGUGAUUUGUUUCUCAGGCUUUGUUUUAGGCUAGAAUAACAUGCAAUUUUUAUUUCUCUGGCUUUAAUCUGAUUUGAAGACCUUAACAUAAUGUGCCUCACACAGAAAAAGGCAAAGAAAAGUUGAUAUAAUAUAAGAGAAAACAGGAAAAAUAUAAGAGCAGACAGGACAAUAAUUUGAAAAAAAAAGAGAGAAAAAAAAAUAUUAAUGUCUUUCUUUCAAAAAAAAUGUCUUUCAGGUCAUGCAGAUUUCCACUAGAAUUGACAUAACAUCAGGAUUUGUUCCUCUUUUUCCAAAUACCAACAGACUAUUUUUUCCCUAAAGAACAGACACAGGUCGCUUUAUCUCCACAUUAGUAAAAAAAAAAGUGAAAAUAAUUUCUUGCAUGAUUGAUGUAUGAUUAUAUCCUUUGAAAUCUGACUGAAAAAGUAAAGAUUUACCAGUAGAUCAAAAAUGACUUCCCCCAAAAUCUUUAUGGACUAAUUUUGCAGUUGUUUUUUUUUUUUUCGUGAUAGAGAAGAAAAACUGUUAGAAACUCGAGUUUACAAUGUGGUUUUAGAUGAUCAAAGUAGUUUUAAAGAAAAUGAUAUUAUACAAGUUCAAUAAAUGUGGCAUAUUUCAGUGUUAAAACACUGCCAUUGUUGAAAUAUUUACAUUUAAACAUAAAGGGGCAAGCCUUCAGAUUUAAGUGAAAUUUUUCUAUCUAUAGAAUUCCUUUCAGUAGUUUAAAUAGAAUUCAUUUUGUUAGCUUUAAUAUUACAUAAAAAGUAAAAAUUAUUUUUCCAUGUCAGGGUGGCCAUUUACCUUAGUAUGUGACUUUUGUACACAUGGAGAAAACUUUCCAUUAGGCAAACGAGAUGUUUCUCCAUAUGUACGGUAUCCAGAAGUCACGUGGUUUGGCCACCUUGCAUAUAUUACUGUGAAAUCAUUAAAAUUCAUGGAAAACCAAACAAGUAAAAUUCCUGUUUUAUAUUCAAAAUUUGAAAUCCACAAAUUCAGAUCCCCACGAAAUACCGGUAGUACCGGUAGUACAUGUAGUUUUUGCUUUAACUACCAAAUUUAAUACCCGCAAAAUUAAAUGGUUUCACAGUACUUUCAGUUUCAAACAUAUUGGGCUUUUGUUUUUCAUCAGAAGGCAAUUCCCAGCAAUAUGUUUAUUAUUUGCAUGUUUUUAGUCAUAUCACUUUUAGACUGUGUAUACAUGAUUAUACCCUAUUAAUGCUUUUUGAAUUAUUUAAAUUUAUACACUAUUUAUAAUUAUUUUACAUUGUGAUAAUGAUAAAAUAUGUGCCAUCAAUAGUGGCUUUUAUAUGUUACAAUGUAUUCUAUAUUAAGUUAUAACCUUUGUUGCAAAAUGUUUAACCAUAUUUAGUGUAUUACAACCUAUACUCCAGUCUCAUAAGAAAUUUUAUCAGUGGGGUAGUUUGACGUUAUGUUGAUUGAUAUAGGUGCUGACGUGAGUGACAAUUUGAGGCUUACUUAACUUUUCAAUGUCUUGCACAAAGUUUUGAUUCCUGGCUUUACUUUCAUACCUGGUCAGCAUUUACAAAGUAGAACACCCAUGGGACAAUAUUUUACUGAGAAUUCUAACAUUUUUAAGAUUUCUUUUAUAUAAACAAAGAAGGAUUUUACCAUGUAUUGUCUUGUCGAUUAAAACUCGUUUCGUUAAAUGACCUUUAUUCCGGUUUAAAGUAGUUCUGCAUGUUUGGAUCGUAAUUGUUUCUACAAUGUAGAAUUUGAUUAAACUCUGAUUUUUCAAAACUUCAGAAUAUACCUAGAAAAUUCAGCAAAUAAAAGAGAUAGGGUCAUGUGCUUGAUGUUUUGCUAGACAGAUUUGAAAAAGUUGGACCUCGCGCAAUAUUUCGUAAUGGGAGUCUAAUGGAAAAUCAUAUCUUUCAUAACAUUUUCGCGAAUAGAAAUUUUUCUACAGUGUAGAUUUUGAUGAAACGUCUCACAGUUGUAAAUAAACACAUGGCCUACAAUUUGGUGAAAUAAAAUGUAUAGGUCCAUGUGCUUAUUUUUGAGAUAUUUGACCAUGAUUAAAGUGAAUCAGACAUUUCACGCUAAUUUUAAGACAUUAUUUUGAAUUUUUAAACAUUACAUGUGUUUAAAUAUUCUCAUUUGACUUUAGAAAUAUAACAACAGUGUCAUUGUAAUAAAUUUACUCACAGGUUUCGAUUAAUUCAUUUCCGUACGCCGAAUCCAGGCUUUAUCCUACGUUUUCCGAAAAAAAUGACGUUACACUAUUACUUCCGGUGUAUCAAACAUUCAGAACUACCUUAAAACAGCAUUUUAUCAAUGAAAAUUCAGAUUAGUAUCCCUUCCUGGUGUAAUUCAGAUGUGUUAGAAUGGAAAUAGAUUUUAGUUUUGCGUACUUUGUUGGCAAAUAAAACACAUUGUUUGUUCAGCUGCGUCGUAAUUAAUUAGAUUACUAAGCAUCUGAACUCAAAACUGUGUUUUUAUUUGCCGACAAAGGAUGCAAAACUAAAAUCUUUUUCCCAAACAAAGUUUUAAAGCAACUCAUUUGCACUUUUUAGGCAAUUUUUUUCACUCUCUCUCAGAAAUUGAUUAAAAUGUGGGUACAGUGAAAGUGACCAGUGGUUCAAACUUACUGACAUUAUUUUUGCAAAUAAAAAAUAUGCAGAAGGGAGUAAACUAUUUGUAAUGCUUUUGAUUAUAGUGGAGAAAAUCAAUAUACUUCUUGUAUUUUUACCAAUAUCUUACAUAAACUUUCACUCUAUCAUUUUUCAUUGUCAUAUAUACAUUCUGUGACAAACUUUGUAGAAAUGAACAUCUUGGGGGAAAAAAUGACACCAGCUGUGAUGGAGAAGCUUUAAUCAGACCUGUAAUUAUUUAUUGACAAACCCUAGGCCAGAUUUUGCAGAAAGUCGGGGGAUGCGUACAUGGGUGCGCAUUAUACAUGGGUAUCAACGGUACUCUUUUCAAAUGGACACAGAUACUGUUCUUAUAAAGGUUUUAAAAGGCGAGUAUUUCAUGACUAUGGAAAGGCAUGAAAAGGUGCAUGAUGACUGACAUGUAUGUGAAAUAAAUGCCAUACAUGUGUAACUGUCUAAAUGUUGUGGCUUUCUUUCAAAAUGCUGCAUCCAAGUCUUCUUUCACUCUCUGGCUGUAUUUAUUAUUUGUGAUGUAACUUUUCUGUUGCUGUGUUUCAAGGGUAAUAUUCUACUUACUGGUAUUAAAAGGCCUGCAGACCUGAAAAGAAAUAUUGAGCGAUUUCACUGAAGAUAAAUAUUUAGAUAUUGGCAUGAGAUAACAUUAUAAAAUAUAGAUUGUUUAUUCAUAUGUUAAAAUGAUUGAAUGAGAUGUUGUAGAUAAAAUGUAACAUGUAUGUGUAUUUGUAUCUGGUUGACUCAGAUGCGUGAUAUUUUAGGUCAGAAAAAAAAGUGAUAUACCUUUUGUGAAAUUGCAAGGUUUCUAUGGCAUGAUACUUGUAGUUAAUAUGUCAUGUAAAUUUUUAAAUGAUAUUAACCUUGAACUUACUCAGUCUUGUUUACUCCCAAGGUUGUAAAAAAUCAGUUUGGAGACGAGUUUCAGAAUGCAACCUUGCUAUUGGUCAGUUUAAAGGUUAGAGGUCAUGUUUAACCAGUCAAAUGUCCUAUUGGUCAGUUUAAAGGUUAGAGGUCAUGUUUAACCAAUCAAAUGCUUGAGUUUUGAAACUGGUCUCCUGAAAGAUUACUUACUAACUAAAUGUUAGUCUAUAGUUUAGUAAUAAAGAAAAAAAAUCCAGGAAAAUAAAUCCAAACAAAAAAUACAAGGUUAUUCCUUUUGUUUUCAAACAUUGAUCUCUAUGUAUUCAUAUCCCCACGAAAUAGCCAUUUUGCAAAAACCAUGAAAUGUUAUGCCUGUGAAAUGGAAUGUUUAUACAGUAUGGGAUUUUCAUUUUAUACAGGUAAAAUUGAAAUACCUUUGCUAAAUCUAGUUUUAAUAACUGCCUUAAGACAAAAGAUAAAACUCUGAUAUUGUGUAAGUGUACUGAGCCACAUUAAAGAAUUGGGAGUUAGAUAUGGAAUCCAUUUUAGAGUGUAGGUAAUACAAUGUAUAUGCAGCUUUAAACUCGCUGAGAAGCUUGUUGAAUUUUAAAUUUGUUCAGUCUGUGUCAAUGAAAUGCUUGAAUCUAUUGCUGCUGAUGGUUGAUGGGUUGAUGUCUACAGCUUAUUUUUAUUCUGUUGCUUUUUACUUCAUAACAAACAUAUUAUUAAAUGAACUUAACUGGGCAAUAUAUCUGAUAUACAGGUUGCAAUUUAUCUAGUGGAUUUGAUAAUUUUAUUGAUGAGAAAUUUUAGAGUUUUUAUAAUGGAAUCCUGUUAAUAGGAAAUCUGAAUAUUGUAGUCCACAUACCAUAUAUCUCAUUAUAUUUUGUUUUACUUUUUGCUUGUGUGCAAUAUAUUUGAUGUUGAAAACUAACUGUUGUAGUAUAUAUUUCUGUGAAAUCAUUUUUUAUUUGUGAUGAUUAUAUUUAAAGCAUUAUUAUUUUUAAUGAACUGUCUGUAAUUUUCAUGGAAUUCAUAGUUGCUUUCAGUCAAAAAAGUAAAUCUCAAUGAACAAUUGUAAAUUCCCAUACAAUUUACCUUCAAAAGUUGACAUCCACAAUUUUAUAUCGACAUCAAUAAGCCACUACGGCCAAAACCUCGAAAUUUGAUGCCAACGGAAUAAAAUGGAUUUACAGCCAUGGAAUAAAAUGAAUUUACAGUAAAUGUUGAAAAUGGUGACUAUGAAUCGCCAUGUGGUGUCUUUAAGUAUGAAACUUGCAUCUGUAUGUAAUUUCCUCCUUAGUUUAGUAUAUCACCUUAAUAUCAGUAAUUUAUUAAAGAAUCAAAAGCCUAAUGAAUAGCAUCAUGUACAUUGUGUGUGAAAGGUCUUGUGCAUCUGUCUAUAGGAGCAGAUAGUCUUAAUAAUGUGAUUCUUGGAUGAUAACUUGUGAUUGAAAAGAAUUAGAACAACUUGCCUAACCUUGUACAAUUGUCAGAGGUGACUGUUAGGCCUGAACAAUUGGUUUUGCUGUAUCUCUGUGGUUCCAACAGGUAUAAAGUUCUAAUUCCAUAUCAUAUUUUUUUUUUUUUUUGAUGUUAGAUUUGAAACCAAAAUUUUUAGUCUCGUUUAGCACCAUAUAACCUGUACUGUGCUGGUGUGCUGUAAAGCCAAAAUCAAAACAGGAAGGGAUCAUGUCGCUUCAUUUUGAACUUCUUUCCUAUAAUGAACUUACAUUAAGUCUUUCUUGUCAAGUUUUGAGUUUAACUGAUGUUGAAUCAUGAAAAAGAACACAUAAAUUGUUUUACAAGUUAAAAUUAUAAUAAUAGAGGUUGUGAUUUCAUGUAUCUGUGAGCAGUAAAUCCCCGUACCUAGCAAUAAUGGUGUACUGUCUAUGAUUUUUUAGAUAAAUUUAAUUAAAUUGCUCGCUACAGAUAAUCUGCACAUUAGAAAUGUGUAAGUUUGCAUUUACAGGUGCAUUUAAGUGUGUAAGGUUAUAGAGUAAAACCUGUCUUAAGCAGCCAGCCAAGGGAGUGAGAAAAUGUGUCUGCUUACAGCAGGUGGCUGCUGAAUGCAGGUAAUUUAUAGAUAAUAACCAUUAUACCAUUAUAAUGACCAUUUUGGGAAAUGAGACACUGGCUGCUUAAGACAGGUUGGCUGCUUAAUAGAGGUGACUGCUAAAGCAGGUUUUACUGUAUGCUAUAAAUAACUUGCAAUGUUCUGACUUUAGACAUUUUUGAAGCCUACAUAUUUAUUUAAUUGUACAAGUAUGAAAUCACAAUCUUUUAUUAUACAGACCAUUAUGUUGACUGUUUUAAUUGAUAUCAACAUGAUGAAUAUGUAUGAAGGAUAAAGAUAGUGCUUUAAAAAAAUGUCAGUAUUGAGAGGAAGUUAUAUAUGCAGUUAUAUGCUCAAAAUUAGAUGUGCUUACACACCUGUGUUGUGUUUACCAGUAUUACUCGUAUUUAGUCUUUCAUUUUGUAGAUCGAAGUAAAUAGUGCAUCAUAAUGGUAAAAAGGAUCAUCUUGCUGAAAGAGGUGUAACUUGAAAAAUGAUGUAGUAGAUAUUGAAGGUCAUACUGAUUUUAUAGUCAUAUUGAUUUAAACUUUGUGCUGAUUUUACAUUGGUGUAUCUUUUCUGAUACAUAAUUCAUUUUGCUAUAAAGUUACAUUGAUAGUAUAAACUAUACUAUAAACAUUGUAAUAAUGUUUUACGUAAUAAUUUUUGGUAUGGUACAUUAAUUUUGUACAUUAUGAAAGUUUAUAUUUGUUGUACAAAACAGUCUAGAUAAUGAUAAUCUAUUAUAAUCAAGACUUCUAUAAUUUUUGCAAAAUGGUCCUUUUUUACAUGACAACACAUAUAUAUAUAUAUAGUAUAUAUUCCUUAGCAGCGCUAUUAUUUAAUUUGCUGUAGUUUGAUCUUUAAUCCUGAUGCACCAUUACAUGAAUGUUUAAGAUCUGUUUAUAUACUCCAUACUACUUAAAGGGUAAGGACAGCCUGAAAAUGAGUUUAAUUUAUAUGAAAGCCAUCAUCAAGCCUUUCAUAACGCUGAAAGAAUUUUUAAAAUCGGACAACUAUUGAAAAAGAUAUGGCAGUUUGAAAUUUAAGAAAAUGGCUGAUAAUGGAGGCAUCCAUUUUAGUGUGUUUAUGACAUCAUUUAUACAGUGCUGAAUACUUGAUUUAGCAAAUGACCUUUUAAAAGACUGAUUUUUAUAUGUUUCUUGAGUGUAAGGUGUAAAACAUGAUAAUUUUUUUCCUUAUAGCUAGAAAAAGUAGAGAAAUUAUUUUACAUUAAUAAGUAAAUGCAUUUCAGAUGUGUAUUUAAAAAUUUAAUAAAUCCGCCAUUUUGUUUUUAGCUCACCUGAGCAAUGCUCAGGUGAGUUUUUCUGAUCGCUCGAUGUCCGGCGUCCGUCGUCCGUCGUCUGUCGUCUGUCGUCUGUCGUCUGUCGUCUGUCAACAUUUAGCUUGUGUAUGCGAUAGAGGCUGUAUUUUUCAAUUAAUCUUCAUGAAUAUUGGUCAGAAUGAUAACCUUGAUGAAAUCUAGGCCGAGUUCGAAAAUGGGUCAUCUCGGGUCAAAAACUAGGUCACUAGGUCAAAUCAAAGAAAAACCUUGUGUAUGCGAUAGAGGCUGUAUUUUUCAUUUAAUCUUCAUGAAUAUUGGUCAGAAUGAUAACUUUGAUGAAAUCUAGGCCGAGUUCGAAAAUGGGUCAUCUCGGGUCAAAAACUAGGUCACUAGGUCAAAUCAAAGAAAAACCUUGUGUAUGCGAUAGAGGUGGUAUUUUUCAAUUAAUCUUCAUGAAUAUUGGUCAGAAUGAUAACCUUGAUGAAAUCUAAGCCGAGUUCGAAAAUGGGUCAUCUCGGGUCAAAAACUAGGUCACUAGGUCAAAUCAAAGAAAAACCUUGUGUAUGCAAUAGAGGCUGUAUUUUUCAAUUCUUCUUCAUGAAUAUUGGUCAGAAUGAUAACCUUGAUGAAAUCUAGGCCGAGUUCGAAAAUGGGUCAUCUCGGGUCAAAAACUAGGUCACUAGGUCAAAUCAAAGAAAAACCUUGUGUAUGCGAUAGAGGUGGUAUUUUUCAAUUAAUCUUCAUGAAUAUUGGUCAGAAUGAUAACCUUGAUGAAAUCUAAGCCGAGUUCGAAAAUGGGUCAUCUCGGGUCCAAAACUAGGUCACUAGGUCAAAUCAAAGAAAAACCUUGUGUAUGCAAUAGAGGCUGUAUUUUUCAAUUCUUCUUCAUGAAUAUUGGUCAGAAUGAUAACCUUGAUGAAAUCUAGGCCGAGUUCGAAAAUGGGUCAUCUCGGGUCAAAAACUAGGUCACUAGGUCAAAUCAAAGAAAAACCUUGUGUAUGCGAUAGAGGCUGUAUUUUUCAAUUGAUCUUCAUGAAUUUUGGUCAGAAUGAUUGCCUUGAUGAAAUCUAGGCCGAGUUCGAAAAUGGGUCAUCUCGGGUCAAAAACUAGGUCACUAGUUCAAAUCAAAGAAAAACCUUGUGUAUGCGAUAGAGGCGGUAUUUUUCAAUUGAUCUUCAUGAAUUUUGGUCAGAAUGAUUGCCUUGAUGAAAUUUAGGCCGAGUUCGAAAAUGGGUCAUCUGGGGUCAAAAACUAGGUCACUAGGUCGUAUCACGUAAAAACCUUGUGUAUGCGAUAGAGGCUGUAUUUUUCAAUUGAUCUUCAUGAAUUUUGGUCAGAAUGAUUGCCUUGAUGAAAUUUAGACCAAGUUCGAAAAUGGGUCAUCUGGGUUCAAAAACUAGGUCACUAGGUCAAAUCAAAGAAAAACCUUGUGUAUGCAAUAGAGGCUGUAUUUUUCAACUGAUCUUCAUGAAAUUUAGCCAGAAUGAUUACCUUGAUAAAAUCUAGGCUGAUUUCGAAAAUGGGUCAUCUGGGGUCAAAAACUAGGUCACUAGGUCAAAUCGAAGAAAAACAUUGUGUAUGCAAUAGAGGAUGUAUUUUUCAAUUGAUCUUCAUGAAAUUUGGUCAGAGUGAUUGCCUUGAUGAAAACUAGGUCGGUUUUGAAUAUGGAUUAUCUGAGGUCAAAAGCUAGGUCACUAGGUCAAAUUAAAGAAAAAUCUUGUGUAUGCGAUAGAGACUGUUUUUUUCAGUUGAUAUUUAUGAAAUUUGGUCAGGUUGAUUGCCUUAAUGAAAUCUAGGUUGAAUUUGAAUAUGGGUCAUCUAGGGUCAAAAACUAGGUCAUAUCUAAGAAAAUGCUUGUUUUAUCGCAAGAGACCAAUUUUUUUGUCCAAUCUUAAUGAAAAUUGGUCAGAAUAUUUGUUUCCAUGAAAUCACUAAGUCAAACAUGUUUUACACUGUUAUGGAGUGUUUCUUAGGUGAGCGACCUAGGGCCAUCUUGGCCCUCUUGUUUGUUGCCAUGGAAACAGAAUGGCCGCUAAUUUGACCAAAUAUGUAAAUGCUCAUAACUGUCUCAUUUUUACUCCAAUUUUGAAAAUUCUUUCAAUUCUUUAAAUGAUUUAAGAAAUCCCAGCUGACAAAAUCAACAUUAGAGCAACGUUGCCUUUCCCUUUAAAGAAAAAAACUCUUAAAAUUUGCACAAACAUUGUCUUGCAAAUUUCAUCCGAUUAUACCUGUUUGUGAAAUGUUGAAUUUGUUGCUUCACAAAAAUGAAACCAGAAAAAAUGCAUUUCGAUAGUUUUCCAAAAAAAAAAUUAAUUUGCAAGAGAUGAAGCUUGAUAAUGUUAGUGAAAUUUAGUUGUUACUGAUAAUGAUUGCUUUAUAGUAUACAGACAUGUUCAUUCAUUGGAGGUUAUUUUAUAUUAAAUAUCUAGCUCCCCUUUUGCUUUAUAGAGUAGAGAAAAUUUCCAUGCUUUAAACUUAGACAUUUUGAAUUUCAUACACUUUUCAUUAUCUCGAAGAACAAUUCUGGUACUUCAAGAAUUUCAAAAGAAGCUAGGGUUUGUAAUUCAUAUUGAACAGCUGUUUUCAGGCUGAUUGACUUUACUUAAAAUUGACACCAAAAAUUGUGCUUUUGGCAUAAUUAUGACCUAUAUUCACAUUAUAAAUUCCUCUGGAAUUAGCAGUAUAACAUAAAGGAAAAAAGAUUGAGAGAUAACCAUUUUCCUUGUUAGGGCUUUUUAGCCUUUAGCAUGCCUUUUACAGUAUUAAUUAUGGUACAUGGAAAUUGCUAGAGAAAAUUGCCAUCCUUAGAUGUUUGAAAUGAAAAGAAUGGUUUAUGCUAAAUUCAGACAAUUUUAUCAUAAUUGAUCAUUUCAUUAUUAGUUAAAAUACACAGUAGUUCCUUUCAGUCUUUACUGUUAUUCUUUUGUUGGGUCAAUACAUUUUAUUAAAUACCUAAAUAUAUCUUGCUCUUUCAAGUUGCAAUAUUUAUUAACAUAUUGAAAAAUAUCUAAAAUUAUACCAGCAAAGUCAGCAUCUAAAUAUUGUGAACAUAUAGUUCUUUUCAUUAAGAAGUAAUGGUCAAUAUUUGUUUUUGAUAAGGGUAACUAUGUAACCAUAACUUUGUGCUCACGCAACAAUAAAGAAAAACUGUUUUUAUAGUCAUGUACUUCAUAAUUAAUGAGGAGAGAAAAUAGUAUUGUUAUUUUUCAGUUUUUUGAAAUGAAAAUUGGAGUAUAUAGUUAUUUAAUGGUAAAUGCACAAUUUACCUGUAACAAUACAUGCCACAUGUUUUACCAGGGAUAAUUUCCUUAAUGGUUGUGCAAAAAUUCAACUGAAACUAAAGUUUAACUGCAAUAUCAGUGUGCUAAUUUUUUAGUUUCAGAUAUUUUGGUCUCAAAAUAUAUAAACCCCACCGGAAUGUAUUGAGAUUUCAUGUUUGUUAUUUAAUGUGCUCAUUAAAUGUGCUUCAUACAGUAACAA
This is a messenger RNA of Mercenaria mercenaria, 12891 nucleotides long. Its product is annotated as ras-related protein Rab-39B-like. The record is from RefSeq and is a predicted model, not a curated record. Lineage: Eukaryota; Metazoa; Mollusca; Bivalvia; Venerida; Veneridae. Gene Ontology annotation, molecular function: GTPase activity; GTP binding. Gene Ontology annotation, cellular component: Golgi membrane. The coding region runs from base 101 to 748 and encodes 215 amino acids. The transcript is spliced from 2 exons.